CGGAUGCGCGACGGUAGGACAGACGCGUCAACAGACACUACUGCGCAUGCUCGGAUCCGUGGCGCAGGCUCUGUAGCGGCGGCCGCAAUGGUUUACAUUUCCAACGGACAAGUGUUGGGUAACCAGAAUCGGGCUCCUUGGAGUUUAUCAUCUAUAACUGAUUUCUUCUGGGCAAUAGCAGAUUUUGUGGUCUUGUUUUUCCAGAGUAUUAUUCAACCAGACUUGAGAAGGAAGGGGUACACAUCUUCCUCAUAUUCAAGAUACGAUGAUGGAAGAGGGCCUCCAGGAAAUCCUCGCCGUAGAAUGGGUCGAAUAAAUCACUUUGGUGGAGGUCCCAGUCCACCACCCAUGGCUGGAGGUGGAUGAGGAAGGUAAAUGCCUGCUGUAAAAAGCAGGCAACUGGACUUACACAUUUACAAGUUGGAGAGGAAGAAGUGUUGAUGGUGGACCAAACAGGUUUGAAAGAUGUGAAUGUGUACGUCUAAUUGGAAACUGUUCUGUGAUGAAGCAGAUUUGUGAAGUUGUACUGGGAAUUCCCUCUUCUGGGAUCCAGUGCGACUGAAGUGCAGUUUUAUUAAAUGCACAUGUUACUGUC
Molecule: messenger RNA, 595 nt
Organism: Gavialis gangeticus (Gharial)
Lineage: Eukaryota; Metazoa; Chordata; Crocodylia; Gavialidae
Gene: SELENOK
Product: selenoprotein K
Exons: 5
Biological process (GO): endoplasmic reticulum calcium ion homeostasis; calcium ion transport
Cellular component (GO): endoplasmic reticulum membrane; Golgi apparatus
Source: RefSeq, a predicted model, not a curated record